Messenger RNA from Homarus americanus (American lobster), 2596 nucleotides. RefSeq lists its product as uncharacterized. The transcript has 5 exons. Gene Ontology annotation, molecular function: protein serine/threonine/tyrosine kinase activity. Bases 100 to 2445 code for a protein of 781 amino acids. Lineage: Eukaryota; Metazoa; Arthropoda; Malacostraca; Decapoda; Nephropidae. The record is from RefSeq and is a predicted model, not a curated record.
UGUUGUUUUGUUUCCUCCCCCUGGGCAGGGCGGAGUAGUGGGUGACGUGGGUCCUCCUCAGCAGGGCGGAGUAGAGGGUGACGGCGGGCCUUCCUCAGCAUGACGCUCAAGACGUGGCUCUCAGGCAGUCACGGCACCUCCCACAAGCACAACAAGAGCACAGUUGACAUUCUGUCCUCCCAUGAUGUGCCUCACCCCCCUAAGCUGGGCCUCUCUAAGGGCCUCACCACGCUGCCUAAUGGGGACGUGACGCUCCGCCGGGGACUAAAGAACCCCUUCUCCACCCUGACGCGCACGGGCGGUCGGGAAUGGCGUGUACGUAGCGUGGAGGAUGUGGUGGAAGCUGAAGGAGGAGAUUACGGCUUUCUGGAGUAUUACUCUCUCAGAAGGACGUCGUCUCGAGAUACUACUCUGACGGACCCACGACCCACCCUCACCUACGGUACCUGGAGUCGUCUUAACGGCACGUGGGGGCGGUGGGUAGACCCGAGUCCCGCACAGUUCUACCCCGGCACCCUGACCCGCGAGGACAAGACUGACCGUAAACGAGGCGGCGGUGACCAUCGCUCCUGUACCUACCACCUGGAGGAUCCCUGGAGUCCUGAGGACAUGAGGACUUCCACCCCGCUCUCCUCCACCACUUCCUCCAUCCAGGACCUGCCAGCGCCCUCCAUAACUCAUUCUCAACAACCACAACAAACUGGGAGCGCUGCUGGAGAGACGACAAGACGUGGGAUAGUCAAGCGUAACUCACUCUUGUGGCGGCUAAGGCCCGACAGGUGGCGAGGGACAGAUUGUUCACUCCGUCGGGCUCGCAGCCGUGAUGAUGGACUCGACGUAAAUCGAGGACGUCGUAAGGGUGAUCUUGGAGCGUCUCAGCCUGACCUCUUGACCUCACACAGAGCUCCAGGUAAUCCGGUACAGUGUGACGUGGUGUCGUCCCCGGCGCCAUUGUCCAUCCUGCCUCCCACCACACGUCGCGCUGCUCACAGUGAGACACUUCCUCGUCGUUCUCGUCACUCCAGUAAAGAGAACAACACUAACACCUUGUUGGCCAGAGGACGUCGGUGGCUACAUGGGGCCAGCCUGGGCCGCGCUGACCGGGUCAUGGAGAGGGAGGAGUCGGAGCUGAUGGUGCAGCCAGAGACUAUGAUGACUCACAGGGUCGCCUCCACCAACAGCAUCAACACUGCCUGUAGGAAUAACCACAAGAAGGCCCUCAGCAGCUCUACAGUGUCGGGGCCUCACAUGUUCGGCAGCUUAGGGCGAGAGGCGGGGGAGAGUGACCUAUGGCGACGAGGACGAGCGAGAUCCAGACGGCCUCGCACCUUUUACCUGUUAGAAGACUACCUCUCCCCGGUACGGAGCGCAGGUGUGGCGCCCGCCGGGGUCGUGCUCGACGAGUACGUGGGUCAUGGUCCUCGACUCGUUUUUCGCGAACUUUCAAACGAAGCUCCUCAGCGUCCCCUGCCACCGACCCCAGAAUGGGACACGCCCUCUCUCUCCCCACCUUCUAGUGUGAUGAAUGGGCACCACCCCACUCCCCUACAGCACCACGGCCUUCACCACCACACGGGCGGCCCCAGCGUGUUUGUGGACGCCAUCAUACCCUCACCUGAGAAGAGCGGUGGGUCGAGUGUAUACUCCCCCGUGUUCUCCCCGCGUGACUCAGGCUACCCUCGCUUUGUCACCCCAGAACUGGCUCUCCCGGAACUCUCCCUCCCUGACCGGGCACCCCCGCCCAUCUCUGGCCUGCCCCCGCCCACACACGCUCUCUACACCCACAAUUACUGCAGUCUGGACCGAGAUGAACGCCGCCGGACCAAAGAAUCUCGCAAGAGUCCGGCCCACCACCAUCACCACAAAGACACCGCCUUACACAAGCUGGGCCGCACCAACACCACCACCCGACCACCGCUGUCCAGCAAGUUACGUCAGAACGGCCUCAUAACAGCUCAGAAACUACCAGUGUUGACCAAUAAGAGCAACUCCUCAUCUCGGGUGAACCUUCCCCACGAUAGCUCCUCCAGGACCGGCCACAACCAUACUGACAGCGAUACAGGAGGAGGAAGCGGUAGGAAUAGAGAAGGAGGAAGUGGAGGAGGAGGAGGAAGCACAGGAGGAGGCCAGGGUGGUGCUGGGUCUCUGCCAGUACUCAACAACAAUAAGGGCGAGAUCAGUAAUGACUCACCCAGACAGACGAGACUUAACUCCAGCAGUCAUAAGACCUCUGGUUAUACCCCCACCUCCACCAACACUCGACCCUCCAACACUAGCGACGGUCAUACUCUUCCUCUCUCCCCUCAAGAGGCGCUCAAGACCUACGGAGACCUUCUGACGGAGUAUGAGAGGCGAGAGAUCGAGGCUUACCCUGACGUGUACUAUGUGGGUGUUGACGCUCGCAAGAUACACGGGAGGAGGGGCCCAGCUCAACGGCGGCUAUGAUGACGAGAACGGCAGCUAUAAUAAGGUGAUGCAUGACCACAUCAGCUACAGGUACGAGAUCCUGGAGGUGAUCGGGAAAGGGUCGUUUGGUCAGGUGAUUCGGGCCAUCGACCACAAGUCAGGUGACCACGUGGCAAUCAAGAUCAUCAGG